Messenger RNA from Sclerotinia trifoliorum, 1307 nucleotides. The record is from the annotation of a GenBank genome assembly. Lineage: Eukaryota; Fungi; Ascomycota; Leotiomycetes; Helotiales; Sclerotiniaceae.
UUGCGCCAACGGCAAUGCUUACAAAUAAUAGCACUGGUGUAUUCCAACUGUCUAUUAUCGGCUCCCGCAUCAUCAGAAUAACGGUUCUGCGAUGGGUAUACAAACCCGUUCCUUCUCUGCUUACUCGAUCGAAGAGCAUUCAUCUAGCUCUCUGCUUUUAGUAUCAACCUAUAACCAACCCUAAGAUAUUUACUUGUCUACAAACAUGUCUGGAAUCAGAAAAGUCGUUUUAGCAGGAGUAAGAAAUCGCCUGAUGCUCUUGUUUCAAUAAGCUAAUUCUAACAAUUGCAUAGGCUUCAGGCAAUCUUGGUCCAGCAAUUCUCGACCAACUUGUCAAAGCAGGCUUCGAAGUCACAGUCCUUACUCGACAAUCGAGCACUCACGAGUUCCCCUCACCUGUUACAGUCAAGCCUGUCGACUACGAAUCUCUUGAAUCACUCACCAGCGCUCUUACCGGACAGGAUGCUGUGGUAUCUACUCUCGGCUCCAAUGUUCUUGAUAAACAGCUUCUCCUCGUUGAAGCAGCAGCUAAAGCUCACAUUAAGCGCUUUAUCCCGUCUGAGUUUGGUUCCAACACACCAAGAGAAAAUACCGGAGCUUUGCCAGUUUUUCAGUCGAAAGUUGCUGUUCAAAAUGCCCUCAAGAAACAUUUUUCAAGUGGAAUGUCAUACACCCUUGUGGUUAACGGCCCAUUUUUUGACUGGGGUAUCAUGGUCGGAUUCAUAAUGAGCGCAAAAGGAAAAAAGAUCACCCUUUACGAUGGUGGUGAUCGGACUUUUAGCACUACCACCCUUCCCGAUAUUGGAAAAGCCGUAGUCGGUGUACUCGAGCAUCCAGAAGAGACGAGGAACCGUGCCGUCUAUGUACAAAGUUACGCAACGACACUCAAGAAUCUCGCUGUGAUUGGGAAGAAGGUUUUAGGAUCGGAUGGUUGGACUGAGAAUGUUGCAUCUGUUGAUGACAUCGUGGCUGGUGCAUGGGAAGAGUUGAAGAAACCACAGCCAAACCCGGUCAAAUUUGCUAUUCAAUUCAUCAUUGCUUCAAUAUGGGGUGAGGGAUACGGUUCACACUUCGAGGCGUAUCACAAGCUGGACAACGACCUCUUGGGAAUCAAACAAAUGACUGAGCGAGAACUGGAGGAAUUGAUUAAGAGUUUGGCAGGAAUGGAUUAGACGUUCAAGGCUUCUAUUUGUUAAAUAUCUGGGGAUAGUAGAGCUCACAAAUUAUUGCUACUUUUUGGUCUAUGUGACACUAAUUAAUGAUCCGCAUAUGACUACAAUGACACUUGCUCCGUUUCUGUCAAUAUC